This is a messenger RNA of Psammomys obesus (fat sand rat), 5332 nucleotides long. It is a transcript of the gene Epha10, whose product is annotated as EPH receptor A10. Gene Ontology annotation, cellular component: plasma membrane; neuron projection. Gene Ontology annotation, molecular function: transmembrane-ephrin receptor activity; protein binding; ATP binding. The transcript has 17 exons. The record is from RefSeq and is a predicted model, not a curated record. Lineage: Eukaryota; Metazoa; Chordata; Mammalia; Rodentia; Muridae. Gene Ontology annotation, biological process: protein phosphorylation; axon guidance; cell surface receptor protein tyrosine kinase signaling pathway. Bases 166 to 3189 code for a protein of 1007 amino acids.
GAUUGGUGGACCUCCCGCGGCGACGCCUAGCGAUUGGUCCCCAUGGAUGAUGGUGACCGGCGAGACUCCGCCCUCGGUCGGCUCUGGGGUCUGGGGGCACUGCUCGGCGGUGCUGGGCUGGCGAGGCUGGAGUCGCCGCCGCACUGACAGCUCCGUCUCUGGACGAUGGAGCCUGGCCCCGGUCCACACCCGCUGCGCCUGUUCGUCUGCCUGAUGCCACUCUGCCUCGCUCUGCUUCUGGGACCCGGGCGGCCCGGGACCGCCGAGGAAGUGGUCCUCCUGGACUCCAAAGCCUCCCAGGCUGAGCUGGGUUGGACUACACUGCCAAGUAACGGGUGGGAGGAGAUUAGCGGCGUGGACGAACACGACCGUCCCAUCCGCACGUACCAAGUGUGCAACGUGCUGGAGCCCAACCAGGACAACUGGCUGCAGACGGGCUGGAUCGGCCGCGGCCGUGGGCAGCGCAUCUUCGUGGAGCUGCAGUUCACGCUCCGCGACUGCAGCAGCAUCCCUGGCGCCGCGGGGACCUGCAAAGAGACCUUCAACGCUUACUACCUAGAAACGGAGGCCGACCUGGGCCGGGGGCGUCCCCGCCUGGGAGGCAACCGGCCCCGCAAGAUUGACACCAUCGCGGCUGACGAGAGCUUCACGCAGGGCGACCUCGGGGAGCGCAAGAUGAAGCUGAACACGGAGGUGCGUGAGAUCGGUCCCCUCAGCCGGCCAGGCUUCCACCUGGCCUUCCAGGACGUGGGCGCAUGCGUGGCGCUGGUCUCCGUGCGCGUCUACUACAAGCAGUGCGGGGCGACGGUGCGGGGCCUGGCCGCCUUCCCCGCCACCGCAGCGGAGAGCGCCUUCUCCACGCUGGUGGAAGUGGCCGGAACGUGCGUGGCCCACUCGGAGGGGGAACCCGGCAGCCCUCCCCGCAUGCACUGCGGCGCGGAUGGCGAGUGGCUGGUGCCCGUGGGGCGCUGCCGUUGUAGUGCUGGAUUCCAGGAACGUGGUGACCUCUGCGAAGCCUGUCCCCCAGGGUUUUACAAGGUGUCCCCAAGGCGGCCCCUCUGCUCACCGUGCCCGGAGCACAGCUUGGCCCUGGAGAAUGCUUCUACAUUCUGCGUAUGCCAGGACACCUAUGCUCGCUCGCCCACCGACCCGCCCUCAGCUUCCUGCACCCGGCCGCCCUCGGCGCCGCGGGACCUGCAGUAUAGCCUGAGCCGCUCCCCACUGGCGCUGCGGCUGCGCUGGCUGCCGCCUGCGGACUCCGGUGGCCGCUCCGACGUCACCUAUUCGCUGCUGUGCCUGCGCUGCGGCCGCGACAGCCCGGCGGGCGCGUGCCAACCCUGCGGGCCACGCGUGGCCUUCGUCCCGCGCCAGGCCGGGCUGCGGGAACGCGCCGCCACGCUGCUGCACCUGCGGCCGGGCGCGCGCUACACCGUGCGCGUGGCCGCGCUCAACGGCGUCUCGGGCCCGGCGGCCGCCGCGGGGGCCACCUACGCUCAGGUCACCGUGUCCACCGGACCCGGGGCACCCUGGGAGGAGGAUGAAAUCCGCAGAGACCGCGUGGAGCCCCAGAGCGUGUCCCUGUCAUGGCGGGAGCCUGUUCCUGCUGGAGCUCCCGGAACCAAUGGCACCGAGUAUGAGAUCCGCUACUACGAGAAGGGUCAGAGUGAGCAGACUUACUCCACAGUGAAGACAGGGGCCCCGGCCGUCACUGUCACCAACCUGAAGCCUGCUACCAGAUACGUUUUUCAGAUCCGGGCAGCCUCCCCGGGGCCUUCAUGGGAGGCCCAGAGCUUCAGCCCCAGCAUUGAAGUGCAGACCCCUGGCGAAGCUGCUUCUGGGUCCAGGGAUCAGAGCCCUGCAGUGGUUGUCACCGUAGUUACCAUCUCAGCCCUCCUGGUCCUGGGCUCUGUGAUGAGUGUGCUGGCCAUCUGGAGGAGGCCCUGCGAUGGCAAAGGAGGUGGGGACGCCCACGACGAGGAGGAACUCUAUUUCCACUUCAAAGUCCCGACACGCCGCACGUUUCUGGACCCCCAAAGCUGCGGGGACCCUCUGCAGGCGGUGCAUCUAUUCGCCAAGGAGCUAGACGCCAAAAGCGUCACCCUGGAGAAGAGCUUGGGAGCAGGGCGAUUCGGGGACCUGUGCUGUGGCUGCCUGCAGCUGCCUGGUCGCCAGGGGCUGCCCGUGGCCGUACACACUCUGAGGGAUGGUUGCUCGGACUCACAGAGGCUCAGCUUCCUGGCUGAGGCCCUCACUCUGGGGCAGUUUGACCACAGCCACAUUGUGCGCCUGGAAGGCGUUGUCACCCGAGGAAACCCCUUGAUGAUUGUGACUGAGUACAUGAACCUUGGAGCCCUUGAUGACUUCCUCAGGCAUCAUGAGGGGGAGCUGAUGGUUGCCCAGCUGAUGGCUCUGCUGCCGGGGCUGGCCUCGGCCAUGAAGUACCUGUCGGAGAUGGGCUAUGUUCACCGAGGCCUGGCAGCCCGCCGGGUACUGGUCAGCAGUGGCCUCGUCUGUAAGAUCUCUGGCUUUGGGCGGGGUCCCCGGGACCGUGCAGAGGCGGUCUACACCACCAUGAGUGGCAGGAGCCCAGCACUCUGGGCAGCUCCAGAGACACUUCAGUUUGGCCACUUCAGUUCUGCCAGUGACGUAUGGAGCUUUGGCAUUGUCAUGUGGGAGGUGAUGGCCUUUGGGGAACGACCCUACUGGGACAUGUCUGGACAAGAUGUGAUCAAGGCUGUGGAGGAUGGCUUCCGGCUGCCACCCCCCAGGAACUGUCCCUCCCCACUGCACCGACUCAUGCUUGACUGCUGGCAGAAGGACCCCGGUGAGCGGCCCAGGUUCUCUCAGAUCCACAGCAUUCUGAGCAAGAUGGGGCAGGAGCCGGAACUCCCCAAGUGUGCUGCGACCACAUGUCUCAGGCCCCCCACACCCCUGGCGGACCGUACCUUCUCUGCCUUCCCCUCUUUUGGUUCUGUGGGCGCCUGGCUAGAGGCCCUUGACCUGUGCCGCUACAAGGACAACUUCUCUGCAGCAGGCUAUGGGAGCCUGGAGGCUGUGGCUGAGAUGACCGCCCAGGACCUGGGGAACCUGGGCAUCUCUUCCACUGAGCAUCGAGAAGCCCUCCUGAGUGGGAUCAGCGCCCUGCAGACUCGAGGGCUGCAGCUACAGGGUCAGGAGGUGCAGGUGUGAGCAGCUCAACCCAGCCCAAGGACUUGCAAGCUACACUCCUCUUGGGUGGGAGGAGUGUUCUCGUACCCUUAGAGGGCCCUGAGCUGGUUGGUACCGCGUUGUCCCCUCCAUUUCAUAUUUCUUCUCAAUACCUUGUUGACCUAGUGGUCCUAAAAGGAGGUUCAGAUCCCUGGAGAGGACCCCAGAGAUAACUGUAGGAAGACAGUUAGGGUGUCAAGGGCAAAGUUGGUUGGGAAAAGACAGCUUCAGUUCUGCUCAGGCCCUUCGGUCUUCCACACUCACUGGGGUUGGGCCUAAUUGGCAGGCAUCUCAUUUCCUCAGAGAGCUUUUGGCCUGCCAGGCAGUAAAGGUCCCCGAGAGAGACCCAUUGUUUAUGAGAGGGACCACAGCUGCCUGAGCGCUUGAGUAUGGGAACCUGGGCCACUGGGUAGUGUCCCUUACUUCCUGCACCUUGGCUAGAUCUCUCUGAACCCUGGUGCCGAGGCCCUAGCAGGCAAAUGGUGCUGACCUCAGGGACUGAAUCCUGCCCCCCCUCCCAGGCGGAGACUCCAGAGCUGGGGGCUUCCUGCCUUGGGUUGGCAGUUCAGGAUGAGGGCCAGCCUCCUAGUAGGUCACACUUAAGUCCUGGUGCUCCCCUGGGCCCCGCUGUCUCAUUGGUUUUGGAACUGAUGGGGAGGGCUUGCUCUGCAUUCUGGAAGGUGGAGAGGAGGGGAAAGAGACUGAGGAAGGAGUGAGUUUGACAGGCUGGUCUGAACCCUGGCCUCCAGUCUCAGAGCUUGAGCCAGGGAGAAGGCUGGCUCUGGAGAGAGCUUGCCCUUCCACGGCACCAGCUCUCUUCCUUGGACAGCCCAGUGAACCCUCUCUGGGUGAGCCCCUUGUGGUCUUUCUUGGUACACUGGCUCACCGUGCUCCCUCCCUAGAGGGCCUCCCUGGGCGUUGCACACCGCUCUUGAAGGAGUGCUGUGCUGAGCUGACCUGUCUGCAAGGGCCCUGGCAGCUGUGAGGUCUUGAGACCAAGGCCUACCUGGGAGGGUGGUGCGUGCUGGAUCUGGACAGUUUGUCUACGCCACCCUUGAUGGCUGCCUGCUCUGUUUUUGCUGUGGUAGUGAGGAGGGGUGACGUGGGCUGAGACAGAGCAGGUGGGAGUGGAGAGAGAAAGGCAGACUACAGAGUGCAUCUUUGGAGGGCUCAGACAAGGAAGGGCUUCCCCCUCCUGGGGGGAGGGGACCGGGAGAAGGGGCAGGUGGACUAUCGCUAUGUGUGUGUUGAGGGGUGUCCAGAAAGGCUUCUUAGAUGAAGUCCAAAUUGAAUAAGGCCUUGAGGGGGAGGGUGUUCUCUCCAUAGGGUGAAUGGAGUCACCGGCAGGCUCAGAAUCCAAGCAAGGAUCUCUUAACAGAGAGCCUGGAGGAGGGGGGCUGGAAGCCAUGAUGCAUCUUUGGGGAGUACCCCGUAGGGGGGCGGUGACUCCCAGCAGUGCCUUUGGCCUUGACCUGCCAGCAGCAGCUCUUCCCUCCUCAGAGCCUACCCCAUUCCUGGCUCUCUGCUCCCUGGGCACCUGCCUCAGCUCAGUGACUGCGGGAAUACUGGGGUAGACGGGGAUGCUGCACCCACCUUUGACAGAACUGGGGAACUGAUACGACCCCCGCAGGCUCUUCCUUCAUCCUCCCUCCAGGGAAAACUGGCCCAACCUCCAAGGCUCAUGGGGACCAGUGCCCUGUCUUGGGUGACCAGAACCUCGUCCCCCAUCUCCAGCCACAUCAGUCAUUCUCAAGGUCAAACUCCUCCCCUCCCUGGCUGUUUGCAGAGGGGUCCCUGGCUGUGUUGGCUGGACUUCGGUGUCCAGGGUAGACCUCUCCUCUGAUGAGGAGUGAGGUCCUAGGAAUCCUGAGGGGGCCCAGGCCUCAGCCCUGCACAGGCACCAGCAUGAUACAGGGUUCUGGGUCCCUGGGGACCCUCCACAGAUCUAUUUUUAUAUAUGGGGCUUGCACACUGGACAGAGGGAGGUCACCUGCAACCCAUAUUGCCCUGUCACCCACCUAGGGAGGGAGGGGCUGGUUGUGGGUAGAGGCUCCUUGGAGGACCUACGGAGAUGUUUUUCUAUUUCUUGGGUUCAAUAUUACAGGACCAAGUAAUAAAGCCUUGU